Paraglomus occultum is the source of this 339-nucleotide messenger RNA. The record is from the annotation of a GenBank genome assembly. Lineage: Eukaryota; Fungi; Glomeromycota; Glomeromycetes; Paraglomerales; Paraglomeraceae.
AUGAAACUUACAGUAAUCGUGGUUCUCUUUUCGGUGCUUCUCGUUGCCAUGAUUCAAGCAGCUCCUGUUGGACCAAAUGUGCACACGCUCGCAGAGCGAGCCGGGCAAGGUUAUUAUGCAAAAGUGACAGAAUUGAAGAAAAUUCACAGAAAUUACGUCUCCGAGAUCGACCAAUUUAACAAGGAACUACCGGUAGCCGCAGCAAAGGAUGGUACAAACGUACCACCGUUUAUCUCGAAGUGGAACAACCGCUACAAGGGAUUAGUCGACCUCUUGCAUUCAGACACGAAAAAAUUGGAGAAAAGUAUUCAGCACCUUUUCAAAUUCUUGGACUCCUAA